Sesamum indicum (sesame) is the source of this 594-nucleotide messenger RNA. RefSeq names its product NDR1/HIN1-like protein 10. The record is from RefSeq and is a predicted model, not a curated record. Gene Ontology annotation, cellular component: plasma membrane. Gene Ontology annotation, biological process: defense response to other organism. Lineage: Eukaryota; Viridiplantae; Streptophyta; Magnoliopsida; Lamiales; Pedaliaceae.
AUGGCUCUCCGGAAACUUGACAGAGAUCAACUCGGCAUGUACUGCUGGUUCUUUUCUGUGGUCACUGUUUUGAGUAUGGCUGGUGUAGUCUCAUGGCUGAGUCUCACGCCCAAAAAUCCAGGUUUCAGGGUUUCAGAUGCACGCUUUCCUGACUCCAGGAAUCAUUCCAUGCACCUCAAUGUAUCAGUUCCAAACAACUCCAUAAUAUUUGACCUCGAGAUCAGCAAUCCAAACAAGCGUAUGGGGAUAUAUUACAGUGGCAUCAACCUGGCAUUGUUCAGCGGUGGUGGUGUUGUUGGGACAAAUUCCAUCCCAGCUUUCUAUCAGGGAUACAGGAACACUACUCUGUUCCAGAUACUGAUACAUGCAAGUCAACAAUUUUGGCAAGCUACCAAUGCCGGGAAAGUGGAUUUUAUGGUUAGGGUGGAAACUGCUGUGAAGUUUCGGAUUAUCAAAUGGAAGACAAAGCUGCACCAGAUUUCAUAUGAAGAGCAAUUCAGAGAUGUGAAUAUCAGUCUAAAUAGGACUGUUUCAGGAGGAAAUUAUGCAGAGGCAAAGCUGCAAAAUGCAUCAAAAGUCAGAGUCGGAGGUUGA